CAUAUUUCACCGAUUCCCUGAUAGAGACCCUCAAUGGCUCACAGAGCAUAAAGUAGGUUGACAAACCAGAAGGUAUUACGUGGAAGUUCUGACCAUGUCUUAUUACACAGAUGGCAAUGGUAUCGAACAAAUUCCUUGGUGCUCUUGCGGUCAAGCUCGGGCUUCAUACGCACCUGAAACAUUUCAGCAAUCCCUUGCAGUCGCAAAUUACCCACUACGCGGAGGAGAUCCAAACUGCAGAAAACGAAAGUGAGGGAGCAGUAGAUUAUUGGAUUCUUACCAAAGAUCCACCCAAGUGCCUUCCCGACAUGGUUGAAUCGUACCUAGGAGCUGCGUUUGUAGACUCAAGUUUCAAUUUCGAGGUGAUAGAGGAAUUCUUCCAGCGUUAUAUCAAGCCUUACUUCCAGGACAUGACAAUCUAUGACACUUUUGCCAACAAGCACCCUACGACGUUCUUGCAUAACCGAUUGACGAACGAAUUCGGUUGCACCAACUAUUGUCUGAAGGCCGGUGAGAUACCCUCUGUCGAUGGGAGCCCUGUCGGCGUUCUGGCUGCUGUGAUCAUACAUGAUGCUGUGAUCGCCGAAGGAACAGCCUCAUCUGGGCGUUAUGCAAAAAUCAAGGCGAGUGAGAAAGCGCUGGGCGUCCUGGAACAUACCGGGGCAUCGGAGUUUCGGGCAAAGUAUCGUUGUGACUGUCGAGCAACAGAUAGCUUUCAGAGCGUAGACAUCGGGACCGCCAUAUGAAGGCUUCAAUUGAGUCUACAGCACUACAGGAGAGAACCUAUGG
Molecule: messenger RNA, 789 nt
Organism: Aspergillus melleus
Lineage: Eukaryota; Fungi; Ascomycota; Eurotiomycetes; Eurotiales; Aspergillaceae
Product: ribonuclease III domain-containing protein
Exons: 3
Coding region: 111-746 (211 amino acids)
Biological process (GO): siRNA processing
Cellular component (GO): cytoplasm; RISC complex; nucleus
Molecular function (GO): RNA binding; ribonuclease III activity
Source: RefSeq, a predicted model, not a curated record